AUGGAAGUAACGGACACACCUCGUCGGCGACAAUCGUGUGAUCGGUGUCAUGGGCAGAAGUUGCGAUGCACACGAGCGAGCAACGACGAGACAGGAGCUUGCAUUCGAUGCCGCCGGCAAGGUGCGCAGUGUAUCUACAGCUCAAGUUUGCCCAAAGGCCGUCCAAGUAUGUAUCGCCUGGAUGGACCAUCCUCCGAUUCAACGACCCUUCCACAAGUUGCGCGGCCAAAGCCUCGGUCCCGACAAGCCCCCGCCGUGACUGCGUCGAGUUUAGACCACGGCCUUGUCACUAAUAUCGAAUCACUCCCCGAUGACAAACCAAGCACGAACUCGCACAGCCCAGGCAAUCCCGGCCCGAUUUUCCCGUUACCGAUAGAUCCCUCAAUCACAUGGCCUUCUCUUCCGCAGUCAAACCUGCAUGAAGUGGAGGCACGUGCCAAUAAGCAGGAUGGAACAUUAAAUGCAUUCGAUUUUAUUGAGCAGCAAAUGGACUGUGACUUGGAUUUCCUCAACUCUGUGCCGGGCCUCCUACCAUGGGACAACGGCGAUUGCUCCUGUCUAGGUGGUGACUCUGAGCUCGCCAAGACAAUUGACAAUGGAGGGAAACUGAUGGCCAGCAAUUCCAGUCCUGACCUUGGCAUUGUGCAUUUAUCUCAACUCAGUAGUCGCCUCGUCUCACUGUAUCAGUGGAGCUGCGCCGUUGCGAACAGUGGUGGGUCGUCCCUCGGAUCCAACGACCGAGAUCAAGGACGUCCGAAUUCCCUGAUCAACGACGUCGCAUUUAAGUCAGUAGCAUCCUGGCUGGCACACUUUUCUACAGAGGGAAACUUGCCCUUCUGCAUGAGCCCCAAUAUCAGUACCUUGGGAGAAUUCUCCAAGGAAGAUGCCCUGGGCAAGGUUUUCACGGCCUCAUACCAAUUUAUGGAGACCCUACGUGGCUUGCAGGAUCGAAUCUCCACUGGAGCCCCGAAACCCAUAUCCAAUUACUCCGGAGGAACGUUCCACAACUGCGGAACCAAGACCUCAUCUACGUCAAACUCCACGCAGAAUGUGCCGUUUCCCGUUCCUAACACUGCAGAGAACCCGUCUUCUCGUAUUGUUGAGCGCCAUCUGGUCAUGGCAUGUCACACUCUGCUCCUCAAGAUUUAUUUGGCUGUAUUUGCCACACUGCAGUAUGACGUUGACCGUUAUUCUUCCCGAGCUGGCUGUGGGCCGGUUCACCAAAGUGCGGUCACGCACCCAGUUUCUCUCGCAGAUAUUCGGUGUGUCACAGUCGUGCAGCUCUGCACCUAUAUACUGGACCGUCAAAAUCACGCUGUGUCUGGAUACUUGGCACCGGGAUCCCCGCCAACACAGUCCAUGCAACUGGAGCCCUCCUAUUUCCCUCAAUACGAUGCUACCAAAGGCGCCGAAUGUGGACCGGACUUAGAGGUUCAGUCUCAGCUGAAACGCCUCCGAGAAUCAUUGCGGAUUUGA
This is a messenger RNA of Penicillium bovifimosum, 1476 nucleotides long. Its product is annotated as Zn(II)2Cys6 transcription factor domain-containing protein. Bases 1 to 1476 code for a protein of 491 amino acids. Gene Ontology annotation, molecular function: DNA-binding transcription factor activity, RNA polymerase II-specific; zinc ion binding. Gene Ontology annotation, biological process: regulation of DNA-templated transcription. Lineage: Eukaryota; Fungi; Ascomycota; Eurotiomycetes; Eurotiales; Aspergillaceae. The transcript has a single exon. The record is from RefSeq and is a predicted model, not a curated record.